AUGUCGACUCUCAGCCUCUUCGCGCAAGUUCGCGAUAACAAGUUAGUGCAGCGAUCGCCACGGGCCAAAAAAGCUGUUGCUGUGUCCUAUUUAACUGGCGCUUCUCGGACUCGACUAGCAGAAUCCCAAUCUCCAAAGUCGCAUGCCAAUAUGACAGACAAAAAACAGACCAAGGAUCAUCAAGGUGAUAUCCCGGAUGACAACGCCUCACAGGCAACUACUCUAGUGCCCGAUACCAAUAGCGGAUACUACAGAAAACAAGUAGAAGCCGCUGCGUUUGCCGGCCUGAAAUGGGGAAUUACGCCAAAGAAACUCCAUGAUAGAAACGCCAUCCCGGACCCGGACCACCCUGUCCAUAAAAUCCCCGCAGAGAAGCAGGAGAAAAUGCGCAAAAAAGGGAUCAACCCUGUUCUUUAUGCAGAGAUGAACCAGAAUAAGCUGAAUGGCAAAGGGACUUUCUGGUGGAAGGUUUCGCAGACGGCAAUGGGUGGAGGUUGUAUCAAAUAA
Molecule: messenger RNA, 507 nt
Organism: Talaromyces rugulosus
Lineage: Eukaryota; Fungi; Ascomycota; Eurotiomycetes; Eurotiales; Trichocomaceae
Exons: 2
Coding region: 1-507 (168 amino acids)
Source: RefSeq, a predicted model, not a curated record